GGGAAGAGCCCCCCCCUCCCCUCCACACCGGCCCAGGUAGCCAGUCCCCCCCCUUCCUCCCCAUCCAUGUGGACCCACCAGCUGUUGCCACUCGGACUCUUCCUCCACUCCGUCCUGGCCGUCCCGCUGGCAGAAAACAAAGGGAAAAGAAACCCCCUUCAUGACUACAAGAAAACAGCGGAAACCUCGUUAAUAAGGACAGACAAGGCACUGAAAGUGAAAACCAAGCUGCUAAAUACGACGGAACAGUGUGCGAAGAGAUGCAACCGAAGUAAAGGACUUUUAUUCAUUUGCAAGGCUUUCGCGUUUGACAAAACAGACAAACGUUGCCACUGGUUAUCUUUUACGAGCCUAGAAAAUGGAGUCAGGAAGAAACAUGACAACGCCUUCGUUCUCUACGAAAAGAAAGACUACAUCCGAAAUUGUAUCAUUGGCAAAGGAGCAACCUACAGGGGAAAUAUAUCGGUCACAAAAAGUGGGAUCGAGUGCCAAGCCUGGAAUUCGACCAUACCUCACGAACACAGCUUUUUACCUUCGAGCUAUCGAGGUAAAGAUCUUCAAAGGAACUAUUGCCGGAAUCCACGAGGAGAAGAAGGUGGCCCUUGGUGUUUUACCAGCAAUCCAGAAAUACGUCACGAAGUUUGUGCGAUUCCCCUCUGCUCCGAAGUUGAGUGCAUGACGUGCAAUGGAGAAGGCUAUAGAGGUCCAAUGGAUCAUACCGAAACAGGCAAAGAAUGUCAACGUUGGGACCUUCAGAGACCACACAGACAUCCUUUUCGUCCAGAAAAAUACCCCGACAAAGGCUUUGAUGAUAACUAUUGCCGCAAUCCGGAUGGUAAACCGAGGCCGUGGUGUUACACUCUUGACCCAAACACCCCCUGGGAAUUUUGCUCAAUUAAAACAUGUGCUCAGAAUGUGGUACGCAGUUCCUUGGCGGUAAUCGAAACAACUGAGUGCAUUCAAGGACAAGGAGAAGGCUACCGGGGUACCGUGAACACCAUCUGGAGUGGGAUUGAAUGUCAGCGCUGGGACUCUCAGGUGCCUCACCAACAUAACUUCACGCGGGAGAACUUUAAGUGCAAGGAUUUGAGAGAGAACUAUUGCCGAAAUCCAGACGGAGCUGAGGUACCCUGGUGCUUUACGACUAAUCCAAAUAUUCGGAUUGGAGAUUGUUCCCAAAUCCCAAAAUGCAACACAUCCACGGAAAAAGAUUGUUUUCGAGGAAAUGGGACGAAUUAUAUGGGCAAUUUAGCCCAGACACGGUUCGGCUUGACUUGCUCUAUGUGGGAUAAAAACAUUCAAGAUUUAAGAAGGCACCUCCCUAUAUAUAAAGACCUAGAUAUAGGGAAGGUGAAGAAAAAUUACUGUCGCAAUCCAGAUGACGAUGCUCACGGACCUUGGUGUUACACCAGCAAUCCUCAGAUCCCUUGGGACUACUGUCGUAUAUCCAGAUGUGACAGUGAUCCAGUUUCAAUGAUGAGCAGUUUAGACAUUCCUAUCAUUCCGUGUGCUUCGACUAAGCAUCUAAGAGUUGUUAAUGGAAUCCCUACGCAACCUGAUAAGGGAUGGAUGGUCAGCUUGAAAGACAGCAGAGGCAGACAUUUUUGUGGAGGUUCACUGGUGAAAGAAGAUUGGGUCCUGACAGCCAAACAGUGUUUUCUCUCUCGGCAUAAUCUCAAAGACUAUCAGGCUUGGCUUGGAAUCCAUAAUGUGGAAAGAGCUCAUGAAGAAAAACAUAAGCAAGUUCUGAAUAUUUCCCAGUUGGUCUAUGGGCCUGAAGGAUCUGAUAUAGUAUUAUUAAAACUUUCCAGACCUGCAGUAAGCAACAAUGCUGUAGCUAUAAUCCGCCUCCCCAUUUCUGGUUGCACCAUUCCAGAUGGGACCACCUGCAGUGUUUAUGGAUGGGGGCACACAGGAACAAGAAAUUUUGACGGGCAACUUCAGGAAGCAAAUAUGAUCAUUAUGGGGAAUGAACGCUGCAAUCAAGAUUUUGGAGGAAACGUAGUGCCGAAGGAAUCAGAAAUGUGUGCUCGAGCUGAGAGCAUCGGCAGUGGAACUUGUGAGCGGGAUUACGGUGGACCACUGGUCUGCGAGCAGAAUAGAAUUAAGAUUGUGGUGGGGGUGAUCAUCCCUGGACGAGGAUGUGCGGUUCCCAAACGGCCUGGGAUUUUCGUCAAGGUGGCCUAUUACUCCAAAUGGAUACAUAAGAUCUUAAUGACGUACAGGUCAUAGCCGAAGAACCCUGCCAAGGAAAAAAAAAUGCCAAUUUUAGGGACAUUGGAGGAAGGUGGGAAACUGCAUUGUAAUAGAAAAAAACCUGGACUUUUCUUUUUUUUUUUUUUUUUUGAAAAAAAAAUGUCAUCCAUCAAAUAUUUACUUGAUAAUAGUCAGGUUUAACAGGUAUCUGUGGCUCUUCCUGUCCCAUUCUGCCGCUGGCUGCAUCGUGUGGGGUAAGCAAAAUGUGGUGACUUAUUUCCUGAAUAUACUUGAAUAGGAAAGCAAAUCUGCUAAUAUGGUGGUUGGAUAAAUGCACAUUCUCUAUAAUUAGCCAAGUUGUUUUUCUUCUUCUUCUUCUUCUGGGCUGCUUGUUAAUGAGACAUAAACAUUCUUUUCAAUUUUCAAUAUUGUUCGUUACCUACAACCCACUCUGAAUUUAUCUUUAAGAUGCCAUAAAAUAUAUGUACAGGUUCAGGGACAGCGUCAUCUCUUUAUUGUUUAUAUGUGUGUUGAUUCCUUUAUCAGUGGCUUUCUGGAUGUGCAACCCAGGGGAGCAAUGAAUUCACAAAGUCUAUUCCAUCCUAAUAGUGAAAGUCAUCCCUACAAAGAGAAUGUAAUUUUUCUAGAGGUGUCCAUAAAUGGAUACCAACAUGGGUAUAAGUUCUACUAGCUUUCUAUGUCCAAGGUUGUUUUUACUCUGACAGCCAUCUCCUUCUUCAUUAAUGCAAUUACAUAUAGAAAUGAAGAACCACCAUUAGGAAGUAGGGUGGAAAACAGCAAACAUCUAGUUAGACUUAUCUAAAGGGCUUCUUUGGAAACUAAGCAUAUUGUUUCCUUUAAGCAAAAUUUGGCUCUUAUUGUUUUGGACCAGGGGUCUUCAAAAGUUGGCCCUUUGAUGACUUAUGGACUUCAACUCCCAGAAUUCCUCAACCAGCAUGCCUGGCUGAGGAAUUCUGGGAGUUGAAGUCCACAAGUCAUAAAAGGGCCAAGUUUGAAGACCCCUGUUUUGGACCUAGAAAUUUCAACCCACCCCAUUUCUCUUUGUUCAGCUAUUGCUUCUCCUCUAGAACGUAAACUUUCUAAACAACUUUGCCUUCUAAAUGUUCUGCCACUAUCUCUGGCCUUUUGGCUGUAAGUUAUUAUUCAUUCACUCAUUUGUUCCAGCGCUCCUUCAUAUUUGCCAGUCUUCUGCACAAAAUUCUAAAUCUGAAUAUACAGUAAACCUAGGAUUUGGGGUUGGAGAAAAAGCAGGGGAUGGUUGGGAGUUUACUAAGCAGCUGAUCAUCCCAUUAUAUAAUAUAUAAAAUUUCAAAUUAUGCCACAGAAAUGGUUAGUGCACCAAUAUCCCUUACCUACUAUCCCUUUAAAAUUCUACCAGAUCAAGAAUGCUUACCCUCAGCUAAAACCCUUAUUUUACAGUCACGUUCCCAACAAAAGCCAUCAUGGAACUGAUCAUUUUAAUCUAGCAUAAAAUAAAAUACCUUGAUCUUUUUUAACGAGAAUUUAGAAUCAGAGUGAUUUAAAAAAAAACAAAAACCCAACCAUCCAUUUUUUGAAAGAGCUGUGUUGUGUUUUCUUCAGCGUAUUUACUUCAGUUUGCAUUCGUGUCCUGGAAGACUGUUUUCAGAUUUUUAGAAGCACACAAAUGUUUAUUGUAUAGAAAAAACUCCUGUUCUCCCAGGGGCAUAUUGAGAGUCAUCGCUAACCUUAGUUCUCUUGCGCCUCUAUCUGUAUAAUACAUGGAUUUUCCAAUCUGUCGUUCUUGCAUCCACAUUUUAAAUAUGUUCUAAACGUGCAUUUCUAUAUGUAAGGUGUGAAGCAUUCCAUAAUUUUUAGUUCAGUUGUACCUAUUACACUAAGUUCCUGGUAUAUGGAUGCCCUAUUAUAUUAGCUGUUUAAUAUCAGCACAGGGAGACAAAUAUCAACUAAUGAGGUCUAGAAGGCUUUUGUGUAUUUUUGCUGGCCUUUUGUUCAAAGGACUUGUAAUUAAUUAUCUGGCGGCAUAUUCAGAACUUUAUGAGAACUAAAAUAUCUUAAAUUCAAAAUGGGGUUGUAGCAAUUAAUGAAAGUCAUGUUUCCAAUACUUAGUGUGAACUUACGUUUUCCAGUUCUGAACUAGAAUAUAAUCCAAUACAAGGUAGAUCUAAAUUUUACUUUAGUCAGGUUUUUUUUUUUAAAAAAAGCUUGAGUAAAUUACUGUUACUUUUCCAAACUGUAAGAUAUUUUGCAAAUGUUUUCCCUCUCUGCCUCCCUAUCCCUCUUCAAUUGUAUAUAUUUGUAUGAUGUACAUGAAAAGAAUAUUCAUGACACUAUAAAUGUAAUUUGUUUUGCUUUCCCCCCCUCAAGGUUUAUGUAUUCUCUGUAAUAUGUGAAGGCAUUUUGUAUUAUGUACGCAGGCCUUUCUGUUCAGUGUAAUAAAAAUUAUUCUGAAAUAUUAUAAGCUUCUGCUGGGCAGAAGACAAUAUGAAUUUAUAUAUAAAAUAUGUAUAGGGGUAUUAUUACAUUAUAUGUAAGGCUUCUUGGGACAUUUGCUGUGAGUUGAGACUCAUUAGAAUGAUUUUAUAGACUUGACUACUUAUAAAAUUUCUGGCACCUCCAA
Molecule: messenger RNA, 4816 nt
Organism: Crotalus tigris (Tiger rattlesnake)
Lineage: Eukaryota; Metazoa; Chordata; Lepidosauria; Squamata; Viperidae
Gene: HGF
Product: hepatocyte growth factor
Exons: 18
Coding region: 67-2232 (721 amino acids)
Biological process (GO): hepatocyte growth factor receptor signaling pathway; positive regulation of protein phosphorylation; proteolysis
Molecular function (GO): serine-type endopeptidase activity; signaling receptor binding
Source: RefSeq, a predicted model, not a curated record